Aspergillus campestris IBT 28561 is the source of this 2231-nucleotide messenger RNA. Its product is annotated as DNA-(apurinic or apyrimidinic site) lyase APN2. The record is from RefSeq and is a predicted model, not a curated record. Gene Ontology annotation, molecular function: double-stranded DNA 3'-5' DNA exonuclease activity; DNA-(apurinic or apyrimidinic site) endonuclease activity; DNA binding. The transcript has 7 exons. Gene Ontology annotation, cellular component: nucleus. Gene Ontology annotation, biological process: base-excision repair. NCBI's taxonomy places the organism in Eukaryota, Fungi, Ascomycota, Eurotiomycetes, Eurotiales, Aspergillaceae. Bases 45 to 1838 code for a protein of 597 amino acids.
CGGGGACUCUGUUGAUAUGUGCACGGCUGGAUCGUAGUGCCGGGAUGGGGUUUCGCAUUACAACAUGGAAUGUCAAUGGGAUUCGAAAUCCAUUUUCGUACGAGCCAUGGCGGGGAACGCGGACGUUUGAGGCCAUGUUCGAAAUCCUAGAGGCGGACAUUGUCGUCUUCCAAGAAACCAAGAUCCAGCGCAAAGACCUCCGCGAUGACAUGAUCCUCAUCCCCGGGUGGGACUGCUACUUUAGUCUCCCCAAGACCAAAAAAGGCUACUCGGGGGUCGUCAUCUACACUCGCAAUGCGACGUGUGCUCCCAUCCGCGCCGAAGAGGGUCUAACGGGCGUUCUCUGUCCGCCCAGUUCGUCGGUCUCGUUCCGGGAUCUCCCCGACGAUCAGCAGAUCGGGGGCUACCCGACGAUGGAGCAGCUCAGCGAGCUCGAGCUAGACGCGGCCACGCUCGACUCGGAGGGCCGAUGCGUGAUCCUCGAGUUUCCCGCCUUUGUCUUGCUGGGUCUCUACAGUCCCGCCAAUCGGGAUGAGAGCCGGGACGCUUUCCGCCACUGCUUUCUCGAUAUCUUGGAUGCCCGGAUCCGCAAUUUGGUCGCCAUGGGGAAGAGAGUGUUCGUCACGGGCGAUAUCAAUAUCUCUCGCGGCGAGAUCGACGCGGCCCAUGCGUCUGAGGCCAUCCGCAAGGGCACCUUGACGGAGGAUGAAUUCGUAUCUGUGCCGGCGCGCCGGCUCGUCAAUCAUUUGCUCACCGAUGGGAACGUCGUGGGGCCGCGGGACGAGGGGCGUGAGCAGCCCGUUCUCCACGAUAUCUGCCGGUCGUUCCAUCCGGACCGGAGAGGCAUGUACACGUGCUGGGAGCAGCGGAUCAAUGCCCGACCGGGGAACUACGGCUCGCGGAUUGACUAUGUCUUGUGCAGCCGAGACAUGGAGGACUGGUUCUGCGAGUCCAACAUCCAAGAGGGGUUGAUGGGAUCUGACCACUGUCCGGUGUAUGCGGUCUUCAAAGACUCCGUCCCCCUUGGCGACAAGACAGUCAACAUCCUCGACGUGAUGAAUCCCCCGGGGGUGUUUCGAGAUGGCCAGCGCCAGCAGGAGUACACGACAAAGUUCCUUCUACCUAUCUCUGGGCGAUUGAUCCCCGAGUUUGACAAGCGACGGAGCAUCAAAGACAUGUUCUCUCGAAAACCUACGGCCGCCUCGCAGAAACCCACUCCAUCAUUGACCAAGUCUGUCUCCACCUCCGAAAAAGAGACACCUUCAAGUACAGCGAAGGAUACAUCAAGCGACACCGCCAGCACACCUCUCCCCAAUAGCGACCGCAGUGCAGGAGGACAAGGGAUGGUUCGUAAGCGGUCGGAAAAAGAGAACUCCUCCCCGACCGUGCCAGUCAAACGAUCCAAGUCCGCCAUGGGAGCCCCGCCCGUAGCGUCCGCUGCAGGACAGAAGACGCUCAAAGGGUUCUUCAAGCCAAAGACUACGCCACAGAGCAGCCCUACCAAAGCCACACCAGUAUCCGAAACCAGCACUACACCAGACACGGGAACAUCCGUCGCCAGCGAUGCCGUUCCUACGAGCGAGACCCAAGACCACGAGAGCGUUAUCGACCCAAUCGCCGCCAAGGAAGACUGGACGAAGCUGUUCAGCAAAAAGCCAACCCCCCGGUGUGAUGGCCACCAGGAGCCGUGCAUCAGCCUGACGACCAAGAAGCCAGGUGUCAACUGUGGGCGAGCCUUUUGGAUCUGUCCGCGGCCGCUGGGUCCGAGUGGUGAGAAGGAGAAGGGGACCCAGUGGCGGUGUCCUACAUUCAUCUGGGCCAGUGAUUACAAUCCUUAAUGUGAGGAAGGAGGGGAAGGAGAAAAGAGACCAGUGACAGCGCCUGUCAGUAGGGUUUCCGCAGUGAUAGCCAUUCUUUCAUUCACUCAACAUGACACUGCUAUUGUGUUGACUCAUGGUUGCCUAAUCCUCGUUGUCGACGGUAUCAGGAAUUGGACUGAUAUUCAUUCAUUCACUCCAUCCCAGCCACCCAGCCCCACCAUUCUUCUACCUCCAACAAUGCCAUUCUUCUCCUUGAACAAUAGGCAAAGAACAGACGAAGAAAAAAAAAGAAAACCAGUCGGGCCACAGGAAAAUGGAGAAGAAGAAAAAAAGAGACGAGUCCAAAGCGCACAGGAGAAAUGUGAUCCACCAUUGGUUGCAAUGCAAACGACCGUGGGCCCAUGCAUGAGG